CUUGAAUUUUAUUUCAUCUGAAAUUUAUCCAUUAGACCCGCCCGGUAAUAAUGAUAAUGCCCAUCUCUUUCUGUAACAAUCCGUAUGUAACAGAACCUCUUCCUCCGCUAUAUACAUGCCUAUAUAUCCGGCCUUUCCUCAUGCCUGCUCAUAGUCUUCCGGGAUUUUUGAGUGUUUUCAGUUUAUUGGGUUUUCUUUGAUUUGUCCUGAAGAGAGAGAUUUUAGUGAGAGAAAGAGAGAGAAGAGAGAUGGAGAUUGAUCUGUCACCCAAGUUGGCUAAGGAGGUGCACGGCAGCGAUGGAGGCAAGUACUACGCCUGGUCGCCGGAGGAGCUGCCAAUGCUACGUGAAGGCAACAUAGGCGCAGCCAAACUCGCCCUUGGAAAGAAUGGGUUCGCCCUUCCUCGUUACUCUGAUUCCGCCCAGGUCGCUUAUGUUCUUCAAGGCCAUGGUGUUGCUGGGGUAGUCCUCCCAGAGAAGGAGGAGAAGGUGCUCUCUAUAAAGAAGGGUGAUGCCCUAGCCCUACCUUUUGGUGUAGUUACAUGGUGGUACAACAAGGAGGACACCGAACUCGUAGUCCUUUUCCUGGGCGACACCUCCAAAGCCCACAAAUCCGGUUCCUUCACUGAUUUCUUCCUAACUGGCUCCAACAGCAUCUUCAAUGGCUUCUCAACUGAGUUUGUAAGCCGAGCAUGGGAUUUGGAAGAAAGUGUCGUAAAGACACUCGUUGGAAAGCAAGCGGGCAAGGGCAUUGUCAAGCUCGAUGCAAGUGUCAAGUUGCCAGAACCCAAUAGUGAACAUCGGAAUGGGAUGGCGUUGAACUGUGAGGAAGCUCCUUUGGACGUUGACAUUAAGAAAGGCGGUAGGGUGGUGAUUUUGAACACUAAGAACUUGCCUUUGGUCGGGGAGGUUGGACUUGGGGCUGAUCUUGUUAGGCUCGAUGGGAGUGCUAUGUGCUCUCCUGGUUUUUCCUGCGACUCAGCUCUUCAGGUGACUUACAUUGUUAGGGGCAGCGGUCGCGUUCAGGUUGUUGGGGUUGAUGGAAAACGUGUGUUGGAGACGACUCUCAAGGCCGGUAAUUUGUUCAUUGUGCCGAGGUUCUUUGUUGUUGCAAAGAUUGCUGAUCCGGAAGGCAUGGAGUGGUUCUCCAUCAUCACCACUCCUAACCCUAUUUUCACCCAUUUGGCCGGAAGUAUUGGAACGUGGAAGGCCUUGUCCCCGGAAGUGAUCCAAGCUUCGUUCAACGUUGGUUCGGACAUUGAACAGCAGUUUCGCUCGAAGAGGGCUGAUGAAGCCAUCUUCUUUCCUCCUCCAAAUUGAGAAAGGAUCAGCCUUUUUCCAGCUUUAAUAAUAGGAAAAUUAGUGUUUAUACUACUCGUAGCAUUUUAGACGAGUUUUUCAGUUUGGUAAUUUUCUUUGGAUUGUUUUUCUCUCUUACGGUGGACUAUGUUUUUAAUUUGGAUAAUUGGGUUUUUCAGUUUAGUAAGUGGAGAGUUUGUUUUA
Messenger RNA from Rhododendron vialii, 1502 nucleotides. Its product is annotated as glutelin type-D 1-like. The transcript is spliced from 4 exons. NCBI's taxonomy places the organism in Eukaryota, Viridiplantae, Streptophyta, Magnoliopsida, Ericales, Ericaceae. Gene Ontology annotation, molecular function: nutrient reservoir activity. The record is from RefSeq and is a predicted model, not a curated record. The coding region runs from base 249 to 1319 and encodes 356 amino acids.